AUGAGUAAAAGAAACCCAAGAGAAGCAAAUUCGACCAAAGAAGCAAUUGAAUAUGUCUGCAAUGUCCUCGCUUUUUAUGGGAUUCGAUAUUUAAACCCUGAAGUGUUUAGGCAAGCUCGCUUAGGAAAUCCAGAAGUGGUAAUAUAAAACUCAGUCAGAGAGAUUAUGAACAGGGCUAUUUCAUCUUAUCGUUCUCCAUCUUCGAGGCUUCGAAAUCAGGGUUAGUAAUCCUCCUCAAGAUAUGACCUUAAUUCCUCAUUUAACAGCUUAUGUCCUCAACAAAUGGGGUUGCCCAGUCCAUCUACAAUCCAAUUCUUCUCAAUUGCAGCUUUUAGCCUUUGGCUGGCUUGCCGACCACACAAAUUUAUUCCAAAACUACGAGUCAAAUUUCUGUGCAUCUCCUACACCAUUUGCCAGUAUAGAAGACCUUAACCAAAAAGCUCAAGAAUAUUUAAACGAAAACAUGCCCUCGCCCUCUGCAAUUACCCCAUCCACAAUAGUAUCAAUUUAUCGUGCUCUAUUAAUCCAAAUAAGAGAGACUUUCCAGCAUAUUUCAUAUACAGCCAAAUUAAUUAACCAGGUUCAUUCUGCAGACCCCAGCUUAGACCCUGAGGAUUUAUGAGUAGCCUCAAAAGAAAGCAGAAUACAAGAAUUUGAAGUAGCAGCUGGAAUUAAUGAAAAUUUGGAAAAGAAAAAAGAAGAAAAUGCAAAGCACCGAGCAGUGUUUUGGGCUUGGCUUGAUGCCAUGCUAAAAGAUAUCCCUGCACAGAAUGCUACAGAAAUUCAAAAAAAUGAAGAAAAUUUGGUUGUUAGCGAGAUUACUGAGGAGUAAGGAAUAUGCAGUGUUGAAGAAGUUUAUAGUGAAGUUGUAGCUGCUUGAAAAGAUAUUGAAGGGCUAUUACCAAGGAUAAGGGGAAAAUGAAGUGAAGUUGAAGAAGCAAUCCAUGCGAGACUUGAUGAAAAUAGUUUAGCUCAGUGGCAGGAAAAUUUAGACCAGAUAACACAAGAGCUUUCUAUGAAAUUUAUUAGUUUAGAAGAAAUCACAGAAAAACUUAUAAAUUCACAUACAAUACCAGCAAUAAUACCACUUCAUCCUAAAAUAAUCAAAGACAGAAGUGAAGGAGAAGAACUUUUGCUUAAAAAACUGCCAAAGCUUGAACAAGAGUUUAAUAAAAUGCAAGAAUCUUUCCGAUCAACAAUCUCGAAAUCCCUUCAAAGCAUCCCAGGUAUAAGAGCAUAUAAUUUAUAG
Blepharisma stoltei is the source of this 1249-nucleotide messenger RNA. The record is from the annotation of a GenBank genome assembly. NCBI's taxonomy places the organism in Eukaryota, Ciliophora, Heterotrichea, Heterotrichida, Blepharismidae.